Messenger RNA from Rosa rugosa (rugosa rose), 773 nucleotides. RefSeq lists its product as uncharacterized. The coding region runs from base 175 to 621 and encodes 148 amino acids. Lineage: Eukaryota; Viridiplantae; Streptophyta; Magnoliopsida; Rosales; Rosaceae. The record is from RefSeq and is a predicted model, not a curated record. The transcript has a single exon.
AUAUUCCCAUAUUUCGAUCCAUAAUUCCAUACAAUGAGAUCGACAUCUACUUUAGUAUUAAUAAUGUUGUACGCAUAUCUCUCCAUCUCUCAAUCAGUGAAUUAAUCAAAACUAGUUUCAGAUCGAUCAGCUAGCUACCGGCAAGAACACAGAUCCAUCGAAAUUCAAGCAUCAAUGGAAGGGGUCUCUACAAGCAUGUACAAAGGUCUGAGAGGAUACUGGCGAAGGAGAGGCUACAAAAAGCUAAGUGGGUCGGGCCGACGCCACAAGAACCGGAUGGAGCUGCGUUCACCCCGUAAAAGGCGCGUGUGGCGGAUCAAAAUGGCUCCCAAGUUGAAGCUGAAUUCCCUCAGAAGAAUCCCUUCACCCAAGAAGUUUUUGGUUUGGCUUCGAGACGCCUAUGUCAAACUCAUGCUGAGAUUCGCCAACUCGCGGGUGUUCACUACCGCCUACGGUGGUUCCGUAUGUCAUGGCGCUACUGGUUCAUUCGGAAAAGGCCCCCUUAAGGAGUAUGAUGAGAAGAUGAUCAUCGAGAUCUACAAAUCCUUGAUGCUGGCGCAGGGUCAGUUGGUGCCCCGCGACGCACCUAAACUAGGCUCAGAAAUUGUUUACCGCCAGUAAAAUACAAGUCAGAAGAAUAACCAAAAGUUAUGUUUUCAUCUUUUCGUUUCACUAGUUUAUGCUUUAUGCUUUUUCUUCUGCUCUUUUCGCCUAGGUAAAUUAUUGUAAGCUCACAAUUAAUAACUAAAAAUAGAAUGUGUCCUCUUAAGUAA